Oryctolagus cuniculus (rabbit) is the source of this 1590-nucleotide messenger RNA. The record is from RefSeq and is a predicted model, not a curated record. NCBI's taxonomy places the organism in Eukaryota, Metazoa, Chordata, Mammalia, Lagomorpha, Leporidae.
GCAGGGCAUUCACCCAGUGGCACUUGCGGAGCUGGUUUAUGGCCACAGUACCAGAAGGGACAUCAGCCAGGGCCUCCUCGUUCCUGUGGGCUUCCCAAAUAGAAGCAAGCUCUUCUAUGUUCUCCCCAGGGCCAACAUGAAGAUCGCUCUGUGCUUGUCACUGAACUGACGAAUGUCCUCGGACGUCACCUCCCUGCAAGUGUCUGAGUGACACGGCUGUGGAUUCCCUUCCCAAAAUCAGAGCUGCCUGCUGUCGGAGGAAACUAUUCCUGGGCCUCCAGGGAGCCGAGAUGUUCAUCAUCGAGGUGAAAGGUGCAGAUGACGUCCACCUCAGCUUCUUUCGCCUCCUGGUCUUCCUCGUGGUCCUGUUCUGUGGAACUCUCGCUGUCACUGGGUCCGAGGCUAGUCACGAGGCUCCAGUCCUGUGAAUGGCCAGGGAUGUUCUUCACCUCCUUGGGUGGGGCGUCCACCCAGUGGCACUCGUGGGGCUGGUUUAUGGCCACAGUACCAGAAGGGCCGUCAGCCAGGGCCUCCUCCUUCCUGUGGGCUUCUCAAAUAGAAGCAAGCUCUUUUAUCUGUGAACUGACCACACUGCACAGGACUGAUUAUACAGAUUCCGAGGAGCCCACAGUCUCCUUCUGGAAAGGAAGGAGACUGAUGAUCUCAAUGUCCUCCUCCCCACAGGCCUUGUGUUCUGGCCUCUCCCCAAAAGCAGGGCCCUCGGUGUCACUGGGCCCUGGCAGGGGGAGCAGACCUGCUGUUGGGUCUUCAGGGCCAGUGCCCUGGCUGUGCUCUGGAGGGCCCUGGGCCUCUCUGCCUUCGAGUUAUGGUGCAUCUCCAGGCUGGAGGUGUCCACGCAGAGUGCCAGGAGUGGGCUCACAGGUUGAGGGGUCGUCUUCUGCCUCUGGUGUCCUGGUUGCAUCCACUUCUUGCCGAGAGUGUCCACUCGGAUCCACGGCCUCAUCAUGUGGCUCCUGCUCUUCUCCCUGCUCAUCUAGUGGCUUGAUGGUUCUGGCCGGAAUUCAGGGUACCAGGGGGUGGGGGAGGCUGGCCCACCACGCCCUGUCUACAGAGCAUAAUGCUGUGCCUUUUGCGUGGGCGCUGGUGCUUGUGCACCUUGCAGCCCUGCAGCUUAAUGCACGGAAGCAGGCACAGCCAUGUCAAUACCUCGCGGAACCGUCCCGACGACUGGGCUUCUCGAAGAGUUCGGGCAUGAGGGCAGGCGCGGGGGCAGGCUCGGGGACGAGAGCAGCUUCAGGGUCACGUUGGGGCCUGGGUUCAGGAACCUGGGGGGCAGUUUCUCCAGGAACCUCCUCAUCACCGGACAUGUGUACCAAGUGGGUGGGGCCGCAGCCACAUUUUUUGGAGCAGUUCCCCAUCUCAGACCACUACUGUGGGAAUAACUGGCACAAGUGCAGGGCUGAGGGCCUGUGCAGGGGUGUCACCACCCUGCACCCAGAAGGGAUCUCAAAAGAUGCUGAUGACGUCCACCUCAGCUUCUUUCGCCUCCUGGUCUUCCUCGUGGUCCUGUUCUGUGGAACUCUCGCUGUCACUGGGUCCGAGGCUAGUCACGAGGCUCCAGUCCUGUGA